AUGCGCCUCAUCAACACAAACAGUCUUGUCAUUGAGACCUUCAGUGCCGAAAAAACACCGCAGUAUGCAGUUCUCUCUCAUGCUUGGGAGGAAAACAAUGAAGUCAGCCUCCAGGAGUGGAUCGCCAGCGACACUUGUCCUGGGGUGCGGGAGAAAUCCGGCUACCUGAAGAUCAUCAAUGCCUGCAGUAAGGCGCGAGAUGACGGAUUGGAGUACCUCUGGGUCGAUACCAACUGCAUCGAUAAGACUAGCAGUGCAGAGCUCUCGGAAGCCAUCAAGUCCAUGUUCGCAUGGUAUGAGCGCGCGGCCGUUUGCAUCACCUACCUCGCUGACGUCGAAUGGGAGGGUAACUUGACUGAUCAGAUCCACGCACAUAAGAGCUUCCAGUUCCGGAACAGUCGCUGGUUCACUCGGGGAUGGACGCUACAAUAA
Molecule: messenger RNA, 432 nt
Organism: Colletotrichum spaethianum
Lineage: Eukaryota; Fungi; Ascomycota; Sordariomycetes; Glomerellales; Glomerellaceae
Product: vegetative incompatibility protein HET-E-1
Exons: 1
Coding region: 1-432 (143 amino acids)
Source: RefSeq, a predicted model, not a curated record